Molecule: messenger RNA, 996 nt
Organism: Ostreococcus tauri
Lineage: Eukaryota; Viridiplantae; Chlorophyta; Mamiellophyceae; Mamiellales; Bathycoccaceae
Product: Protein of unknown function DUF2419
Exons: 1
Coding region: 1-996 (331 amino acids)
Source: RefSeq, a predicted model, not a curated record
AUGGCCCCGCUCGAUCCGUGCCGCGCGGUCCGUCGCGCGUGCGCCACCGUCGCGGUCGUCGCCUCGGACGUCGUCAUCGAUGACGACGCGAUCGAACGAUGGGCCAUCGGCCUGGACGCGGCGGCGGUGACGCGAUUGACGAGCGACGCGCGCGCGUUCGACGGCGAUGGACACCACGGCGCGGCGUCGACGUCUGGGACGUGGAGCGAUGAGACCACGGCGACGCACGCGUUGGUCGUGGACGCGAUGAAUUUUUGUUUCUGGCCGGAUGGCGAGCGCGGGGAGACGCCGCGGUUGGAGUACGAAUGCGUGAGCGCGGGGUGGCGCGACGCGGCGGAACGGGAUCCGAGCGUGUUGGCGCCGGAGACGCUGCGGCGGAUGACGGGAAGACGUUUGAGGGAAAUUUUGAAUUGGCCUCGAGAACUCCCGGAUGAGGAAGAGCGAGCGAGGCUGAUUCGGGAGGUUGGCGAGGGCUUGGCCGGGGAGGCGUCGACGAUUGCGUUCAUCGAGAGCGCGGGGAAAUCGGCGGUGGAGCUCGUUCGGAAGGUGUGCGAUCGAUUCCCAGCGUUUGAGGAUUAUCGCACGUAUCGAGGCGAGACAGUUUUUUAUUACAAGCGAGCACAAAUCUUCGUCGCCGAUAUCUGGGGCGCUUUCGGCGGUCGCGGAGUGGGAGAGUUUCACGACAUUUCUGCGUUGACAAUGUUUGCAGAUUAUAGAGUGCCAGUGACGCUGCGCGAACUAGGGGUGCUUAAAUACUCGCCGAAAUUGUUGCAGAAAGUUGUCAAUCGGACGCUCAUUCCGGAGGGUUCAGAGGAAGAGGUGGAGAUUCGCGCGUGCACGGUCGAGGCGGUUGAGAGAAUGCGCAGCGCAUUUGAAAGACGACACGGCAAACCCGUGAUGAGCGUCGUUUUGGACUGGCUACUGUGGGAGAAGGGCGAAGCGAGGCGCGAGAUCUCGGAGGAGCCCCAUCACAGGACGCUGACGAGGAAUUACUAG